UAUUAGCAGCGAGUCUAUUUUCUUCAAAAGUUUCCGUCAUGUUCACCAGUACUAGUGACCACGCAAUGUUUGACUGCCCUUCAAGGCCACCGGUCAUGGGGAGAAGAUGGAAGUCCAGCACUGAAUCAGCACCAAAUUGUCCUAGGUGUGCCUCUUCUAACACAAAAUUUUGCUAUUACAACAACUACAGCAUGUCACAGCCCAGAUACUUCUGUAAAGGCUGCAGGAGGUACUGGACUAAAGGUGGAUCGCUGCGAAAUGUCCCAGUAGGUGGCGGAUGCCGGAAAACUCGUCGAAGCAAGUCUGCCCGGCAGCCGGACCGGCUGGGCUUAAUUUAUCAGAUGCCUAGCCCUGGCAGCGCUAGUGAUGAGUCAAAUAAUUCAAGCAAUGGAGCUGACAUUGAUCUAGCGGCAGUUUUCGCCAAAUUCUUGAAUCAAGAUAAUUCAAGCAAUGAUCUUGACAAAAUUCAUGUCAGCACUGAUCAAGAAUCAUCUUCGAGUGGAGUAAGUCCCACAUCCCUAGAUUUACCUCUGGGCUAUUUGGAUAGAGAAAAUCAAAUUGAAGACAUUAUAUUCCAGUGUCAAAAGCCAUCUGAUUUCAUUGAUGGGGACCAGAUGCAUGAAGGGCAUCCUUCAUUAAGCAUAGAUGUAGAUAAUGUUGAAGAACUUCUGGAUCAAAACUGCAAUGCAUUCGAGUUGCAAGCUAUUCUUGGUGAAGAGAUUGGUGAGGAUGCUUGCUUGUCUGAUGGGAUAAGUUUACCAAAUUUUGAAUGGCAAUCAACUUUGCAAUUCCAAGAUUUUGGAUCAUUUUCCACAGAUCAUGCAAUGAAAAUCCCAUCAAAUUUGGCUGAUGACAAUUGGAACACAUUUGAUGUGUCGGCAGGUUAUGAAAUUUUUUCAAGACCUUGGAAUUGUAUUUAGUACCAGGUGUCUAAAUUAGCAAUUUUUUUUUUUAAAAAAAUCUUGUUCAAGCUGUUAGCUGUCACAAUCUCAUGAAAGAGACAUAGGGUAAAAGUUAAUUGAUCCUUAUAUAUGC
This is a messenger RNA of Coffea eugenioides, 1035 nucleotides long. Its product is annotated as dof zinc finger protein DOF3.5-like. The coding region runs from base 39 to 920 and encodes 293 amino acids. The transcript has a single exon. Gene Ontology annotation, biological process: regulation of DNA-templated transcription. NCBI's taxonomy places the organism in Eukaryota, Viridiplantae, Streptophyta, Magnoliopsida, Gentianales, Rubiaceae. Gene Ontology annotation, molecular function: DNA-binding transcription factor activity; DNA binding. The record is from RefSeq and is a predicted model, not a curated record.